CCUGAAAUGUGAUAACAAAAUUCAAAUGAGUUUGGACGUGAAAUGCGAUAGCGAUGAGAAAAGGAAAGAAGAAUUAAGGAGCUUAUUAAUCAAUCAUUGCGGCGUCAAAGAGUAUGGUUGCAAUGGAUGAGAAUGACUCUGUAUGGCCCCUUGCCCCACUCACUUUUGUAAACAUGACCAGUUCUCUGAGUCAGAAAUGUAUAGUUAUUGACUGUCGUUCCUUCUUAUCAUUUAACGUCGCCCACAUCAAAGGAUCGCUUAACGUUCACUGCCCUCCUAUCUUAAAAAGAAGAUUUCAUCGUGGAUCAUCAACGUUAGAUUGUCUACUCAAAUCUCCUGAGUUGAAACGAAGGGUUGCGGACGCAGAGACUUUAAUUUUGUACGGGGAAGGAACUCAGGAUUGGAUUGACUUGGAGAAGGACAAUACGAUGAAGAUACUCCACAUGCUUUUGAGAAGAGAGAGAGUAGACAAGACUCUAUAUUUCAUUAAAGGAGGAUUUGAAAAAUUCGCGUCGUCUUUCCCCUCCAUGUGCUACUUUGCAAAUCCCCAUGCGGCAUCACAAGCAUGUUCCAGUCCUCUCGGAUUAAAGCUCAAAACGAAAGAUUUUAAAAGAUUCAGCCCGAGAAACGAGAUCGAUCCUGUCAGGGAUUAUGCCGAGUCGCGCCCAAAUGUGUCAGCCAAGCCAAAUGAGCCUGUUGAAAUCUUACCACAUCUGUAUCUUGGAAGCGAAUUCCACUCGUCUCAAAAGGAGCUCCUUCAACACUUGGGUAUCACUGCCAUAGUCAAUGUUUCAAGUAAUAUUCCGAACUUUUUUGAGGAUACAUUUGACUACAAGUCUAUUCCGGUUGACGAUACUUACACCGCAGAUAUCGGCCGAUGGUUUGAGGAGGCAGCGAUGUUUAUAGAUUCAGUGAAGAAAUCGAAAGGACGGGUACUAGUACAUUGCCAGGCUGGGAUCUCAAGAUCAGCCACUAUUUGCCUUGCCUAUCUUAUAAGUAGACAUCAACUCAGGUUGGACGAAGCUUAUGAGUACGUUAAGAAGCGCCGUUCAGUUAUAUCACCAAACUUUAACUUCAUGGGGCAACUGCUUAACUGGGAAUCAGAGACUCAGCUUACAAAUAGAGUAUCGAGCACACACACACCCACCACUCCCUUUGGAUUUUUCAGUUUUUCUCCGUUGCCAUGUGGAUCCGAAAUGACUACCUCUGGUAACAAACAGAAUUCACCUGGGCUCGUGACUUCACCCAUGUAGCUCAGUAGCAUUAGAGGCAAGAAGUCAAAAGUGACAAAUUCUUUUGUUCAACUAAAUCUGAUUUUUGUAUAGAACAAAUGGAGAGUGUAUCUGAAUUAUAUUAAAUGUACCCAUAUCCAUUAUAUCAGCCAAAAAAAAAAACCGUUAUGCUCUUUUCUCACAGGACGCAUCGUUUUCUCCACAGUCUAAUUAUUUAUGGUUUACACAAUAGUUUAUCUCAUGAAUUGCAUGUGGUAAAAUUAUCGUCACUGUACGCUUUAAAAAAUAAAGCCUAGGACGAAAUUGAAGUGGAAAGAAUAAUAUUAAACAAAAUAAUAAACCGUUUUCUCUUCCACUUUGAUGAAGAAUAUUUUUGUACUUAUGCAUUAAUGAAAAAACAGUUUGUUUCAUAUUACCCAGGUAGUAGAUAAAAUAAAACAGGCUUAUACUUUAUGGUGGCAAGAAUAUAAGUAAGCCGAAUUUUGUCAAAAACAGACUUAAAAGAAGAAAUACUUGAAAUAUGUGUACGAUAUAUUUAUUUAUGAAUUUAAAAAUUUGAAGAUGUAAAUUUGAAAAGAUGUAAGUUAUAUUAAUCAUAUAUUAUAAGGUACUUGACCAAACACAGAUGAAUGGCGCCCAAAUAUGUUUGAAUAAAUUAUGAGGAAAAUCCUACUAUUGCUUGUAUUGUAAUUGCCAUUGACCAUUUAUAAUUUUUCGCAGUGCAAAGACCAUCUAUUUGACAUUAAUUAUCAAGAGCAACAAGAGAUCACGAUGGAAUCUCUUGAGAGCAACCAAUGUUCAACUUUUCUUUAAAUAAAGUAACCGUCACAAAGAAUGGACAUUGUGGCAUUUGUCU
Molecule: messenger RNA, 2088 nt
Organism: Pocillopora verrucosa
Lineage: Eukaryota; Metazoa; Cnidaria; Anthozoa; Scleractinia; Pocilloporidae
Product: dual specificity protein phosphatase 1-B-like
Biological process (GO): protein dephosphorylation; negative regulation of MAPK cascade
Cellular component (GO): cytoplasm; nucleus
Molecular function (GO): MAP kinase tyrosine/serine/threonine phosphatase activity; MAP kinase tyrosine phosphatase activity; protein tyrosine/threonine phosphatase activity
Source: RefSeq, a predicted model, not a curated record